Molecule: messenger RNA, 5096 nt
Organism: Pygocentrus nattereri (red-bellied piranha)
Lineage: Eukaryota; Metazoa; Chordata; Actinopteri; Characiformes; Serrasalmidae
Gene: hapln3
Product: hyaluronan and proteoglycan link protein 3
Exons: 5
Coding region: 196-1275 (359 amino acids)
Biological process (GO): cell adhesion
Molecular function (GO): hyaluronic acid binding
Source: RefSeq, a predicted model, not a curated record
AGCAGCGUUCAGACUGCAGUUCGAGCUUUUGUUCACGGAGCAGCAGCAGCGCUCUUCAGAGGGGAAGCCUCGGUGACGUCAGCUCUGAUUUCCAAAACAUCAGCGGAGAGCCGGAGAGGGGAGGAUGCAGAGUGGACGAACCGGGACGAGGGAGCGCUUCAAAUCGAGUUGUGAGACAGCAGACGCCUCGUGAACAUGAGGAUCGCGCGACCCCUGCUGGUGCUGUUGCACGUGGUGCUGGAGACCCGGGCGCUGCGAUACUCCAACGGCUAUUAUUAUCAGACCAUCGAGAACAGCAAAGGCAACGGAGAGAUAUACUUCAAUGGGGUCCGUCUUCACGUGGAAUCUCCACAAAUGUCGGUGUCCGCCAUUCAGGGUAGCAACGUGACCCUUCCGUGUCAUUACCGGUAUGAACCGGAGCUCAGCGCGCCCCGCAGGACCAGGGUCAAGUGGUUUUGGCAGCCGGCUACGGGCGAAGGGCGGGAGAAGGACGUUAUGGUGGCAUUAGGCUCGCGCCACAGGAGUUACGGGGGUUUCAGAGGGCGCGUGCGCCUCCGCCGGAGCGUCCCAGGUGACGCGUCGCUGGUCAUCAACCCGCUGCAGGUCGAUGACACGGGGCGCUACCGCUGCGAGAUCAUCGACGGCCUGGAGGACGAGAGCGUCACCGUGGAGCUCGAGUUCAGAGGUGUGGUGUUCCCUUAUUACUCCCCCAGGGGACGCUACCAGCUGACCUACCAGGAAGCUAAGGAGGCCUGUGAACAGCAGGGUGCCUGCCUGGCCACCUUCCAGCAGCUGUUUGCAGCCUAUGAGGAGGGUUUGGACUGGUGUAAUGCAGGUUGGCUAGCUGAUGGGACGGCGCAGUACCCUGUUUCUGUGCCUCGAGAGGCCUGUGGUGGCAAGGAAUUGGCACCAGGUGUACGGAGCUAUGGCUUACGCCACAAAACCCUUGACCAGUUUGAUGCAUUCUGCUUCACUUCUUCCAUCAGAGGUGAGGUCUACUUCCUGGAGCACCCACUGAAGCUGAACUUUACUGAGGCAGUGGAGGUCUGCAUGCAGGAUGGUGCUCACAUCGCUAAAGUGGGUGAGCUGUAUGCAGCCUGGAAGUUUGUGGGGCUGGACCAGUGUAACGCUGGGUGGUUGGCUGACGGGAGCGUGCGUUACCCUAUUACCAGACCCAGGCCCAACUGUGGCCCACCGGAUCCCGGAGUGCGGAGUUUCGGCUUCCUUCCCCACCAUUUAAAAUAUGGGGUGUACUGUCACAAAGUCAGAUGGUGAGAUUCUGAUUCAGACCUGUGGCUGCUUGCGUAGAACAUCUUAAAGGUUUAUCUGAAGUUAAAUAGCCUUCUUAAGGUUUAUAUUUACCUAAGCUAAAGGCAUUACAUACAUUGCAGUUUUCAACUGCUCUUCUUAGGGUUAUAUAUAUCCAUCCAUCCAUCCAUUUUUGCAGAAAAAUUAAUUUGCAGGGACCUACUGGUUACCAUAGCAACAGAGAUAAACCCAUAAUUAUCCAAUACGUUUUUGAUCUUAAGUAGCUCACUUUGCCCUUCAUGCAAAGAUAAAUAAAUGUAUGUGUAAAUGAAACUUCAGAAGCAAAAAAAAUAAUCAAUUAAGCUGUUUCACCCAAGCGGCCACUGGUCAUCAGUUGCAAAUGUGAAUGAACAGCCCUGGAAUUCCUGAAAAUGAUGAAGAUGAGGCAUUGUAUGCUGUGAUGAUUAACCUUUCAUUCUUCUAAAUUAAUAUGAAGGGAGCCUGAGCUGUUCUUGUGCUUACAUCCUAGUGAAUCUUCAAGCAUUUUUAGAAGAAUUUAGACCAAUAGUUUUGAAAUUAGCAGAGCUGUCUUUUCCCAUUACAAUCCCUGUGUUUGCAUGGUAUUUAAGCUCCUCUAGACAAAAAUUAGUCACACGUGUCAUUUCUUCCUCAAUACUUGGUUAUAUCUCCCCUUGCCUUAAAGGGGUAUUUCACCAGCUUUUCAAAAUGUCUGCACAAUUCAGUGACUGAAAAUCAUUUUGGGUGGUUUGAUGUGAAAUGCUUUGUUGUAAAGAAAUUCGCUGGCUCAGAUGUCCUUCCAUCGGUGGUAAUAGGAACCAGGGGACACAGUGUUUACAACACACAUAUAGCCAUUUUAUUUACUAUACAAAACCAUCAUUGAACCUACUUGUCACAGGAGUUUUUACGUGUGAUGUUGAUAAUGGUAAAACUUUGGGUUCUGUAUUGCCUUAAAAUGCCCAGUAUGUACCACCAUUACAUCAGUCCUAUCUCUUUCCACAUUAACAUAUGUACAUAUGUAACAUUUAACAUAAAACAGAAUGGAUUUUUGUAAAAAUGUGUUUUUGCUUCCUAUGAAGUAGCUUUAACAGCUAUUAAAUGCUUCAAACAUCUGGUUCCUAUGACCACCACUGUGAGCAAUCCUGACCCUGUAAGUUUCUCUACAACAGCAUUUCCCUUCAGAUGACUUUCUUUACAUCUCAACCAUCUAACUAUACAGACAUUUUGAAAAAGUCCUUUCCUCCUUAAUGACUGCACCAGUCCAGUCAGGUAAGGAUUGCACCAGAUUGAAAUACUUCCUGUCCAUUUUAGUCCACUGUUCCACUAACUUUGUGCUGAGCAGAACUCAACAUUGACUCUCCCACAUUCCAAGACAACUGUGGGGAGUCUGUAUGUGGCUGGUUCAGCAGAUAUGAUGGAAAAAUUGGAAAUCUUGAAACACCAAAAUAGGGACGUAUGAACUCUAGUUUAAAUGUGCACUCAGAGGAAGAUUAGGUUAAAAUGGACAGGGGACUGGUGUAAUACUUACUUGACAGGACUGAGGCAAGGCCAUGCAUAUAUAAGCAAAUAUCAGAAAAGAAAUAAUGAAUGUGACUCAUUUUGUCCAGUGAGCUUAGAUUUAAAACAAAACAAAUGUCACUCAGGGAACAGGUCUGUGCAAACUGCACUUGGCAAAAGAUCUGUCCAAAAACUUUAUCACUGGACCAUCAUUGUAAAGGAACUUAGAUAUGCAUUCAGCCAUGACAUGAUAGGCAUGUAUGUGCGUAUAUUUACACACUAUUUGCAAUAUAUUUCACAUAAAUAUAGAGAUGAAGAUUUUUUUUAAGAACGCUUUGAUUUUUUUUUUUUCUCAAGUGCCAGACAGCUUUGAGUAUGUGACAUGAUACAAAUGUUUGUUUUAACCUACUGUAUUUAUCUGAUUCUAUGUGCAUGAUGUUUACUUUCUGUUUUGUAUGAAAAGACCUCAUUCAAAAAACAUUUUAGAUAAUAAUACAUUUUUUCCAAAAAAAGUGUUUUUCAAUCAUAUCGUUUGUUCAGUGAAACCGUUCAAGGCAACUAUGAAGCUUUUUCAACAGAUUGUUGAUGAUGGGUGGUCCCGUUCUACUGAUAGAUGGUAUAGAGGGCGUCUGAUAAACUGUGCAGUACCAGACGGGCGACAGCCAGUCAAUGGAAAUCAACGCCUAUAUGGUAGAUGUUUCCAAUAAAAUGGCCAACGAGUUUAAUAAACUGGCAGGGCAGGUGGUUCCAUAGGCUGAUCAGUAGAGGGCAAACUAAGCUCAGUGAGAAAACACUUGUGCUGGAGGAUGACGCUGUUUACACAGAGAGAGACUCUACUGGAGCUGGGACUCCAGCCAUUCCUUAGCGUCGCCCUGUCUGAGCUGCCUGGCACAGAGAGAGGAGGGAGGCACACUAAUGCAUUUACUCACCUCCCUAUACCUCCAGGCAAAUAGAACUGCUGGUAAUUUUACAAAGAUGUCCCAUUUACACCUGCUUCCCAAACAUGGAAGGAGGGGGCAUUUUAGAAUGAAAAGACAGCAGUGUUGCUAAGCUGGGCUUUUUCCCCCCAACUUGCCCUGAUGAAGGUGCACACUGUUAGUCAUAAAAAGGCAUAUUCAUGAGCUUGUCCCUUUUUUCCGUUCUGAGAUUUCUAGAGAUGAAACUGAUCUGAAUGGGCUUCUUGUGCACUGUACAGGAAAGGACGAGUCAGAUCGACGCAACUUAUGUCACACUUAAACGACUCUUUCUUCCCGAGUUUGAGCAAUGAUGUGAAGUGUAAAUAGGGGUGCAGUGAUAUGCUUAGCUCACAAUUCACUUCUUGAUACUGGGUUCACAAUUCAGUAUUCUCAUUAGAUGGAUUAACGUGUUGGUCGCUGCAUCUUGUUUGUGAAUUCAGACAAUACAGUCAAUGCCAUUACUAAUAGAAUGUCCAUUAUCUACAAGUAUGUAUUGUGUUGUCACAUCUCCGUUUUGCAUUGCGAUAUCAUGAUACACUGUUAAACCUCCCUCUAAAUGAUUGGUAAUAUGAAACUGUAUGUAUGUAGUAGCUCUACAGUAGUAAAUUAUCAUUGCAAGCCUGGAUUUCUGUAGGACUUUCGUAGGCAACUGCAAUAUUACACAUUUCACUACAUUUGUACAGGAAAUACAGUGAAGAAGGAAGGAAGAGAAAUGAAGGAUGAAAAAGAGGAAGAAAUAAGGAAAGGAAGAGAAAGGAAGGAAGCAAACAAGGACAGAAGAAAAAUAGGCAAAGAAAAAUGGAAGGAAGGAAGAAAGGAAGGAUAGAAGAAAGAAAAAAGGAGGAAAGGCAGAAAGAGAAGGAUCAUUUUCUAACAGAUGUCAAAUACGCAAAAUGAUCAAACAUUCCUGACAGGUGGGGGAAAUUAUCUCACACAUACACACAUCACAAACAGGUAAACACUGCAGACACACACACACACACACACACACAUAUGUAGUCUCUGUUUAUUUGAUGGACACAGGUAUGGCACUUUGACAGGUAUGAGUUCAGUUUAGCAUAGUUGAAAGUAACAGCUGACAGCAAGACAGUGCAUGUGAAAGUGUUGGAUAUUGCUCUGUACGAUUAGAAAACAAACCAGUGCAAUAUUCACCACUUAACUUAGAGAGAACAUUCAGUUACUCCAGUAGUCAGAACUACUUUUUUGUUUUGAUGAGGGAAGAUUAAUGUGUCAUCAUUAUUGUCAUUUAAUAUGAGUAAGCAUAUUAGCAUUUGUAGCCAAUGCAUUACAUGUGGAAAUUCUUUCCUGUAUGAAAAGACAGCAGUCAAAUAUGUUUCCAGUUUGUAGUCGUCAAUAAAUAGUGUUUUUGUCUUUUUU